This is a messenger RNA of Penicillium cataractarum, 540 nucleotides long. RefSeq names its product putative peroxidase. Gene Ontology annotation, molecular function: peroxidase activity. The coding region runs from base 1 to 540 and encodes 179 amino acids. The transcript has 3 exons. The record is from RefSeq and is a predicted model, not a curated record. NCBI's taxonomy places the organism in Eukaryota, Fungi, Ascomycota, Eurotiomycetes, Eurotiales, Aspergillaceae.
AUGUCUAGUCCAUCACAAGCACUGGAAGAAGGCGAAUAUCGCCCUGCAGCAGUAGGGGAUCUACGAUCUCCCUGCCCCGCCCUUAAUUCUCUUGCGAACCACGGAUUAAUUCCCCGCGAUGGUCGUAAUAUCACGGCCAACCAGCUUCAAGAUGCUCUUAAACACAUCGGCGUUGGUAUCGAUAUCCGACAUACCUUAGUGAAGAGAGCAUUUACUGUUCAUGAUGAGACUUCUCAUAUCGGCUUGCGGAACCCGGGACAAGUGAAUGAUUCUGGAAUACCUGUGCUAGAUUUGGAUCAGACUGGUCGCCCUCAUGCCGUGGAACAUGACGUGUCUCUUUCUCGAGAAGACCGCAACAAAGAAUCGUUCACAAUCUCUGACUUCGGUCGGUUCCGGAAGCAGCGAUAUACAGAGCAAAAGGCAAAGAACUCUAAACUAAAUUUCGACUCCUCAAAACACAAGGUAGCUUGUGGUGAAGCUGCUAUUUUCCAGUCUAUUUUCGCUGGUGAUAUCACAUUAUGCUUCACCAACUUGAUUUGA